AUGGACACGGCCGAUCAUUGUCAGACGGUGGUGUUUCAGCUGCCCAACGAAUCGGUGAUCUACGAUCGUCUCGCAGAUCUCCAUGCCUUCUACAAGCCCAUCCACACGUAUUUAUCCAUCGUUCUUUGUGCCUUGGGGGCUGUUUGCAAUUUUUGCAACAUCGUGGUCCUAACGAGGUACGUUGAUUUUGUUUGUUUGAGACUGUUUAGGCGACAAAUGAGGACUCCGGUCAACAUGAUCCUCACGGCAAUGGCCUGUUGUGAUACUGUGGUGCUGUUCUCCAACCUCAUCUAUACUACCCACUACACCUUUGUGGCGUUCGCUAAUUGUCAUCCCCGGCAUUGGAGCUAUGGCUGGGCUCUGUUCCUAGUUUCCCACGCCCAUCUCUCGCUCGUGGGACACACUUCCAGUGUGUGGUUAUCGGGUUAGUGGAGGUAUACAAUAUGACAUUACUUUCUGUUUAUUUUUAGUUAUGUUGGCACUUAUCCGAUAUCUGACUCUCAGGAAUCGCGGAAGGAUGUCCGGAAUGCAGGUGAGAGUCUUGCUUUUUGUUCUUUUUGCAAUCCUUUUAGCAGUUAAAUGUUGCGAUUACUAUAAUUAUGCCUCUCUGCAAGCCACCCCCGCUUUGGUUAGAAUCCCUAUUUGGCCCGUAUUAUCCUAUAAUCGUCUACGUGUUUUAUCCCUUUAGGGCUUUGUCUUUAACCAAAAACUUGAAGGGAGUUAGCCACCUUUUGCAAGACUACAUCCUCUAAUGUCAUCAUCUUUUACAGCUCCAUUGUACAUUCCUUUUCUUAAUAAAUACAAUUUUUCAGAUUGGCCUCAAGCACUCUUACAUCUCCAUAGCGGCGGUUAUUUUCUUCGUUUUAAUUAUGAAUUCCCCCAACUUCCUGACCUACAAGAUCAUAGAAAUGCCUCUCAAAUACACAUGUACAAUAACAGAUCCCUCAGUAAUGGCGGCCUUGGCUUACUUCCCCGAGGUCUCUGAUCUGGCCUUGGAAACGAACUGCUUGGUCUUCAGAAUGGCCUUUUGGAUCUCAGGAACCAUCUUCAAAGUACUCCCUUGCAUGCUGCUAACCUUGUUUGUAUGGUUGUUGACAAGGAUAUUGAAUGAAGUGAAGGAAAACAGGGCCAGAUUGAUGAAAGGAUCAGUAAAAAAUGGGAAUUCAGUUCAGCCAAAUGGCCUAAACAGGAUCCCAGAUGUCCGGAAGGAUUCGAAUCAAUCAUUGGCGCCAUAUUCGAAAAACAAUAGGACUAACUCUAUCAGGUAAAUACCGAAUUACCUUCUGUUAUUUAUACGGCCUAUACUACACUAUACAGUGGCGGUCAAAAAAAACGGCCACCUCAAGAUGAUGCGCUCUAGCGCAGAAGAGAGUGGUCGUAGGAAGAUAAAUAUGGUAUCAGUGUAAAGCUUAUGCAAUACUAAGACGUGUGACUAUAAACUUGUGGUGCUGUAGUGCUGGCUUAGCACGUACUGGGGCAAUAUGUUAUUUUGGCCUGGUCAAAAAAAAUGGCCACCCAUAAUUAUUAUGCUUUAAACGCGGUUUAUGUUAUAAAUUGCCGCCAUAUGCGACUGGACUAGGAUAACUACAUCAAUACACAUCAGUUCCAGUAUUUCUUACUUUGUACAUAUGCCCUCAGGCAUCAGUUAAGGUUGAUGACCUUGUUCAUGGUUAAGGCCCGGCCAAAUUUUUUUUUGGAUUUGUGUCGUUGUUUUGAUAAUCCUGAGCAAUACUAUAGACGGUAUUGAUCGUAUUCAUGUGUAAAACUGUCCACUUCUGCCACAAUUGCGCCCCUUCUGAUAAUAAAACUCAAAAAAGAAGAUUUUUUGGCCGAAAUUUUUUCAAAAAUCUGUUUUGGAGGCCGCUAAACAAUUAAUGUAGAAUCUUAAACAGACUUUAUUUGUACAAGAACAUCAUGGACAUUUGUUUCAACACGGCACCGGUUAAAGGAAACGACCGCCCGAAACGACAGAUACCGUUUUGUUACAGUUUUCGACUUCAGGAAAUAAUCAUAAACUUUGUCAAGGUCUGCAACCCGAAUUUUAACUUUAGGGGCUCAUAUUUAUCUUUAAAUGAUUGAGUGGUAUCUCAGCUAUGCCACAAAUGCAAGACUAGAUUCUAAUUUCUAUUCAACGAUGUUUCGGAAACGGGCAAAAUUCAUGAUUACUUCAUGAAGUCGAAAACUGUAACAAAACGGUAUCUGUCGUUUCGGGCGGUCGUUUCCUUUAACCGGUGCCGUGUUAAAACAAAUGUCCAUGAUGUUCUUGUACAAAUAAAGUCUGUUUAAGAUUCUACAUUAAUUGUUUAGCGGCCUCCAAAACAGAUUUUUGAAAAAAUUUCGGCCAAAAAAUCUUCUUUUUUGAGUUUUAUUAUCAGAAGGGGCGCAAUUUUGGCAGAAGUGGACAGUUUUACACAUGAAUACGAUCAAUACCGUCUAUAGUAUUGCUCAGGAUUAUCAAAACAACGACACAAAUCCAAAAAAAAAUUUGGCCGGGCCUUAACCAUGAACAAGGUCAUCAACCUUAACUGAUGCCUGAGGGCAUAUGUACAAAGUAAGAAAUACUGGAACUGAUGUGUAUUGAUGUAGUUAUCCUAGUCCAGUCGCAUAUGGCGGCAAUUUAUAACAUAAACCGCGUUUAAAGCAUAAUAAUUAUGGGUGGCCAUUUUUUUUUGACCAGGCCAAAAGAACAUCUUGCCCCAGUACGUGCUAGGCCAGCACUACAGUACCACAAGCGUAUAGUCACACGUCUUAGUAUUCCAUAAGCUUUACAAUGAUACCAUAUUUAUCUUUCUACGACCACUCUCUUCUGCGCUAGAGCGCAUCAUCUUGGGGUGGCCGUUUUUUUUGACCGCCACUGUAUGUACUACUUGAGGCGUAAAGUGAAUUUUUGUCGCGCAUCAAAAUAAAAUUGAAAAAAGUCAUUGCAGGGGAACUCGGGCAAACGGACGGGCAGACCGAACCACCAGGAUGUUGUUGGCCAUAGUUUGUGUGUUCUUAGUAACCGAAUUACCUCAGGGUAUCAUGGCGGUUCUGAUCGGACUCUUAUCCCAAGAGUUCCGGAAGAAUGUCUACAAUAAUGUCGGGGACAUCCUUGACCUGUUAUCUUUAUGUGAAGCAUGUACCUCGUUUAUUAUUUACUGUUCGAUGAGUGGCCAGUUCAGAAAUGUAAGCGUUUUCAAGCUUUGUGACAUUUUGUCCAUAGAAUGCAUCUAAUACAUAAUAUUGUUUUUUUUCAGGAAUUCCGUCGGGUUUUUAUUCCCGCUCAAGUCAGUUGUUGGUGGUCUCCCCAGACAGCCAGAAGGUAUUCAGAUGCACUUUUUUCGAAGACCGGCACUCAAUUUCUUCAAGUGGAUCCGGGGAAUGUCACCGACCGGUCGAUUACCAUGUCGUUGGUCGAUUCUUCCAAACAAUCGGUCCGUCGAUUAAGUGCGGACAAGGUCGAGGAAUCCCCAUCGUAUUCGCGGGCCUCGUCCUCCGAGCAUCGAAGGUCCACACAGUUCUCGGAUCGGGAGAUAGUCCACUCCAACGGUCAGGAGAUGCCCCUCUUGCUCAGUCCAGCCAACAGUGCAGAAAACGGGUCAGCACGAUGA
Bursaphelenchus xylophilus (pine wood nematode) is the source of this 3590-nucleotide messenger RNA. Lineage: Eukaryota; Metazoa; Nematoda; Chromadorea; Rhabditida; Aphelenchoididae. The record is from the annotation of a GenBank genome assembly.